This is a messenger RNA of Pangasianodon hypophthalmus (striped catfish), 5764 nucleotides long. It is a transcript of the gene unc5cb, whose product is annotated as unc-5 netrin receptor Cb. NCBI's taxonomy places the organism in Eukaryota, Metazoa, Chordata, Actinopteri, Siluriformes, Pangasiidae. Gene Ontology annotation, biological process: netrin-activated signaling pathway. Gene Ontology annotation, cellular component: membrane. Gene Ontology annotation, molecular function: netrin receptor activity; protein binding. The coding region runs from base 499 to 3387 and encodes 962 amino acids. The record is from RefSeq and is a predicted model, not a curated record. The transcript has 17 exons.
CGCUGGCGGAGAGGCGCGCGCUGCUUCAGCACUCGGUCAGAACGCGAGGCGCGCGCGCUUGACUCGGAGGUGGAGGAGAACGUUGCAGCCGGAUGAGGAGCAGAACUUCAGUGUCACACCUUCUCCGUGCUUGAAUGCUGCUGUUGUUGUUGUUGUUGAACAUGAGCUCGGUGCUGGACGACUGAUUUUUUUUUUUUACGCGUCGCCGGAUCGAGCGAACAGACGAAGAGAGAGAGAGAGAGAGAGAGAGAGAGAAAAGAAAGCGCGCGCAUCGGAGAGGAUAUUUACGCCGAAGCGUUUCGCGUGUUUUGAGGUGCGGCGUGUUUCGCCUGGCUCAGGAGCCUCUCUCCGAGAGUGUUUCACCAACAAGAACAACUUCAAUCCCGAAGAAACGUCUGGUUUGCAAGUUUGCAUCACCUCAUCAUUUUCAUCACAUUGUAAAGUUUUGGUUGAAGCGGAGCGACUGACGCGCGCGCGACUCUGAACGCAGGCUGUGUGAUGCGUGUCCGCCGGCGGGUUUCUCCCGGUCCUGUCAUGGGGAAAACUAGUGAAAAGACUGCGAGAGGAGAAAGAGGGUGUACUGGAUUCUUAGUGCACGUCAGUAUAACAGUUUUUCUGCUCGCCGUCUUCGUCAGCACCAGUAGAGCUCAAGAUGAUGACUACUUGGGAUUGGGCGAGCUUCCCGAGACCUUCCCUUCAGACCCGCCUGAGCCACUCCCCCACUUCCUGAUGGAGCCCGAGGAGGCCUACAUUGUCAAAAACAAACCAGUCAAUCUAUACUGCAAAGCCACGCCUGCCACGCAGAUCUACUUCAAGUGCAACAGUGAGUGGGUGCCCCAGAAGGAGCACACGGUGGAGGAGCGCGUGGACGAGACCUCCGGUCUGGUGGUGAGGGAGGCGAGCAUCGAGAUCACACGGCAGCAGGUGGAGGAGCUCUUCGGCCUCGAGGAUUUCUGGUGCCAGUGCGUGGCCUGGAGCUCAGCCGGUACCACAAAGAGCCGCAAGGCCCACGUCCGCAUUGCCUAUCUCCGAAAAUCCUUUGACCAGGAGCCUUUGGGGAAAGAGGUGUCUCUCGAACAGGAAGUGCUCCUCCAGUGCCGUCCACCUGAAGGAGUUCCUGCUGCAGAGGUCGAGUGGCUGAAGAACGAAGAGGUCAUUGACCCUGCGGACGAUCGUAACUUUUACAUCACUAUCGACCACAACCUGAUCAUCAAACAGGCUCGCCUGUCCGAUACCGCUAACUACACCUGUGUAGCCAAGAACAUCGUGGCCAAGAGGAGGAGCACCACAGCCACUGUUAUAGUCUAUGUGAACGGAGGCUGGUCAACAUGGACCGAGUGGUCGGUGUGUAACAGUCGCUGUGGGAAAGGCUUCCAGAAGAGGACUCGGAGCUGCACCAACCCAGCGCCCCUCAAUGGGGGAGCCAUAUGUGAAGGCCAAGCCAUUCAGAAACUGGCCUGCAACCCGUUAUGUCCAGUGGACGGUUUGUGGACAGAAUGGAGUAAAUGGUCAACAUGUGGAACAGAGUGCACCCACUGGAGGAGGAGAGAGUGCAGCGCGCCGGCUCCGAAAAACGGCGGCAAGGACUGCGAGGGCAUGGUGCUCCAAUCCAAGAACUGUACCGAUGGCCUGUGCAUGCAGAGUUCCCUAUAUCAGAAGUCCUCUGAACCAAAAGGCAAGAGUGAUGAUUAUGGAUAUCCAUCCGCCCCAAGCACAGACGAUGUGGCUCUCUACGUGGGCAUUGUCAUCGCCGUAAUCAUGUGCUUAGUCAUCUCUGUCAUCGUGGCCCUCUUCGUUUACCGCAAGAACCAUCGCGACUUCGACUCGGACAUCAUCGAUUCCUCGGCUCUCAACGGCGGCUUCCAGCCUGUCAGCAUCAAGACCGCUCGCACAGCAGAUCUCCUGACCGCACCCCCUGACCUGACCUCGGCGGCGGCCAUGUAUCGUGGUCACGUCUAUGCCCUUCAUGACGUGGCUGACAAAAUCCCCAUGACUAACUCUCCUCUGCUCGACCCCCUUCCCAACCUGAAGAUAAAAGUUUACAACUCGUCAGGCACGGUGACGCCGCAGGACGAGCUUUCCGACUUCUCGUCCAAACUUUCUCCCAAGCUGGCGCACUCGCUCAUCGACAGCGACACCAUGGGACGACGCACUCAAAGCCUGGUGCGCUCCCGAGACCCAUCCUGCACCGCUUUCGGCUCCUUCAACUCACUCGGAGGACACCUCAUUGUGCCCAACUCAGGCGUGAGCUUGUUGGUGCCAGCGGGUGCUAUCCCUCAGGGACGGGUGUAUGAGAUGUACGUGACGGUGCACAGGAAGGAGACAAUGAGACCUUCAGUGGACGAUACUCAGACUGUUCUGAGCCCAGUGGUGAGCUGUGGGCCACCAGGAGCUCUCCUCACCCGGCCGGUCAUCAUCACCAUGCACCACUGUGCUGAAGCCGACAACGAUGAUUGGCUGAUUCAGCUGAAGAGCCAGUCGCAGCAUGGCCAAUGGGAGGAUGUGGUAGUGGUGGGGGAGGAGAACUUCACCACACCAUGCUACAUUCAGAUGGACGAGGAGGCGUGUCACAUCCUGACCGAGACGCUGGGGACGUACUGUUUAGUGGGUCAGUCAGUGAGCGCAGCCACCACCAAGAGACUGAAGCUGGCUGUGUUCGGCCCCGUCACCUGCACCGCCCUCGAGUACAACAUCCGCGUGUACUGCCUGGACGACACGCAGGACGCCCUCAAAGAGGUGCUGCAGAUGGAGAAGCAGAUGGGUGGGAAGCUCCUGGACGAACCAAAGACCCUGAACUUUAAGGACAGCACCCACAAUCUGCGUUUGUCGCUGCAUGACGUCCCGCACACGCAGUGGAAGAGCAAACUGCUGGCCAAGUACCAGGAGUUGGCGUUUCAGCAGGUAUGGAGUGGUUCUCAGAGGAACCUGCACUGCACCUUCACUCUGGAGCGCUUCAGUGCUGCGACGGUGGAGCUGGCCUGUAAACUGUGUGUGCGCCAGGUGGAGGGUGAGGGCCAGAUCUUCCAGCUCAACACCACGCUGUUGGAGGACUCACAGUGUAUUGAUACGUCUCUGCUGGACCCGGCGAGUAACAUCACCACGCUGGUGGGCCCCAACGCCUUCCGUAUCCCUCCAUCCAUUCGGCAGAAGCUGUGCAGCAGCCUGGACGCCCCUCAGACCCGUGGCAAUGACUGGAGGAUGCUGGCACACAAACUCAACCUGGACAGGUACCUGAAUUACUUUGCCACUAAGUCCAGUCCAACCGGUGUGAUUUUGGAUCUGUGGGAAGCUCAGCACUUCCCCGACGGCAACCUGAACCGAUUGGCUGCCGUGCUGGAGGAGAUGGGUCGCCAUGAGAACAUUGUCCCCAUGGCAACCGAGCACUGAUGCCCGUCAGCCACAGCGGAUGACGGAAGGAGUGAUGGGUGAAUAACUGGGGGAAGGAGAGCAGAGGACUGGAACACAGCAGCGGGACACACGGGCACGGUGGCUUUUCCCUCGCAGCUUUACGCAGGGGGAGUCGAGCGGUGACUCACAAACGCUUUCGUUACCACGGCGACGUGUACAACUACAAAAAUAUAGAGGACCAGAAUGGAGAAAAUUCAGGAGAUAUUGUACUUUAAGCCCUGUCUGUACACUUCCUGGUACAGUCUGUUUUCUUUUUCUUUUUGGUUCCUGUUUUGUUUCUUUUCUUUUCUUUUUUUUUUUACUAUUUGUCAAAUCAGUUUCUUAGGAAACGCGUGACUUCUGCUGUCCAGAUAUUGGACCUUGUCCAGUUUUUUCUCUAACAUAUGGGAUAAUCAGUAAUAGACAGUGAGUUUUGUGUGUGUGUGUGUGUGUGUGUGUGUGUGUUUAGGCAAGGCCCCAGGUAAGAGGAAUCAAAAGCAUUGAAAUCCCUCGAGUGCCACCAACCCGUGUCAGUCCUUAACGCUUUCCCAUUAAAAUUGAUAAAGUUGAUAAAAAUGUUCCCUUUAUGAUGAUGAUGAUGAUGAUGAAUAUAUUUAAUAUUGCCUUUAUUUAUACUCAUUUAUUACUAUUUUCCCUCAUGCAGUGUCCCAUUAUGUAUCUUUUCCCUUAUCAUUUUUCUACCUUUUAUUUUUUUUUUUUUUAAGAAAACAAAUCCUGUAUUGUCUGCCGUGUAUGUAUUUUUUUUUUUACAGUGCCACCCAGUGGGCAUUCUCUGCAACUACAAUUUUUCAAAAAUAUGCAGCUUGUAAAUAAGCAUUCAAGACCAUUGUACAUGUAAAGUUUAACAGUGUUUAUCGUUCUCUGGUUAUUAUUUUCGGAUUAAUUGCGUUCAGUUGCAUUUGUGCUCUGUAUUUAAUCGCAACUUUAAUCGAGACAUGGAAAAAAGAAAAAUAGCAGCCAAAUGCUUGCUGUUUUUUUUUUUUGUUUUUUUUUAAUCAAGGUCACGCUUUUGGAGGUUUUGUAAACAUUUCUCCACUGUUACUGGGCCUGUGUUCUCUGUUUUAGUCUGCUGGGAGAAAUCUGACCUUGACAAAGGAAAUUAGGAAAACAGGCACGGAAAGGAAAAAAGCCACAGAUCAGUUACAGAUUUAGUCACAGUUUUUUUUCCAAAACCACAUACUAAUGCACUAAACCAUAUCAGAAAGAUUUUUUUAAUAGUAAUAAUAAUAAUAAUAAUAAUAAUAAUAAUAAUACAGACUGUUGGAUAUAUCAGAACUACAGAUUAUCAUAGUAAAUAGUAUUGUAGACAGAAUCUGUACACCUUGGCUACGUCCAGAAUACCAGCUGUGGGCGAUAUGACAAAAAUAUCAUAUCAUAUAUAAUCACACUUGAAGCCAUUUAUAUGAUGCACAAUAAUGUAUCAUGAUAUUUGCUAAGAAAAUUACAACAAAACAGUUUUUUUUUUUUUUUUUUUUUUUUUUUACAGAAUGCCCUAAAAAUUCAAUUAUUUAACAUUGAAAGGGAGGAACGGUAAUAAAUUCUGUAAUAAAUAAAUAAACAAACAAAUAAACAAAUAAAUAAAACCCUUUUUCUCAAUUAAAAAAAUCAGUACAAAAUUUUCACAUCAAAUCAGCUGCUACCAAUCUGUUUUUAAUUAUUAAAAAAUAUUUUUAUUUACCUGAAAUCUCAGUUUAUAUCAUGAUAUUGUCCAACGGCUAAACACAGAAUGGUACUUCUGGUAACUAUAGCAACCUUUCAACUGGUUCAGUAGUGAAUCCUGUGUGCUAUUUUAUUUGUAUUUUAUUUAGUAUGUGGUUUUGACCGUCUACCACGUGGUAGUAGGAAGAUUCGGACGUAGCCAGGAGGUGAACUGAAAUGCUGUUUGAUUUUUCAUGUUUAGUUUGCGGUUUAGGGGUCUUCAUGGUGACUCAGUUGUUGUGAUUUAAGCCGAGGCAGAGCUGCUGUACAUUAGAGAGCGGACUGAUGAGAGUGCAUGUCUCCCUCUACGCAGUGUAUUUUGCAGUCGCCAAUGUCUACAUUUUUUUUUCCGCUCAGUUCAUUUUUGUUGUCCAAAUUUCUAAAGCUGUCUAUGCAACUUCUGCAUCCUUUCUAAAAAAAAAAAACCUGAACUGUACAUGCAUACAAAGCUCUAGCAGUUGCAUUCCAUAGUUCCCAUAGCUCUGGAUUAUUAUAUUUAUAGUGAGGAUGUUACUUAUUCUUUUAUGGCACGUUCAUGAUGUAAUUUGCAAAAACAAAAAAAACAAAAAAGCUUGCAUCUCCUCUGUGAAAUUUCUGUACAAAAUGUAAGAAAGAAUUUUUAAACAAGUAAUAAAUUAUAUUUAUAUGCAACACUGAA